Xyrichtys novacula (pearly razorfish) is the source of this 3377-nucleotide messenger RNA. NCBI's taxonomy places the organism in Eukaryota, Metazoa, Chordata, Actinopteri, Labriformes, Labridae. The record is from the annotation of a GenBank genome assembly.
AUGAACCAAAAGGUGGUACUCAUCACAGGCUGCUCCUCUGGGAUUGGUCUGGCCUUGGCGGCUCGCAUCGCAAAGGAUGAGAAGAAAAGGUUCAUGGGUAAAUCUGAUAAAUCAUAGACUAAAUUAGCCAUUACUAUCAGCUUUAUUUUCAGCCAGUGUCACGGGUAUGCUGAUGGACACGGAACAUUUUAAGUUCUUGUCUUUGCUGGGAGAUACCCUGAAUUUUUCAAAAAAGGAGGGCUGGCUUCUGUUGAGUAUUGAACAACUUAGAUCUGUGGUUUCUCUGAGCUUGUGCAGAGGCCGCACCUUCAUUUGAAAGUACAGUGUGUAAAAACAGGAGUAUUUUGGGAUACUUGACUGAAAUGCUUCCAUCCUCCUGUAGGUGAAACCUUUAAGGACAAAAAGGCUCAUACAGCUCAAAUGAUACUCCAUCUGAUGACCUUUACCUUCAAAAAUGUUUAUCAUGAGAAUUUAUUUUUGUGCACAACAACAAUUACCACUCUUGUCCUCUUGCGUGUGUCUACAGACUCAUGCACUUUGGGUAGUGACGAUCAAGGCCUUGUUUAAGUAAGGACAGUUCUAUUAAAAAUACAAAAGCCUGUUUUUUGUAUUAAAAAGGGCACCCAGAUGACAAUGCUUUGAUAAUGAUAUACAACAACACUGGAGUUUGCAUGCAAGGACUGUAGUUGGUGGUAUAUCUGUCUAUCAAAGUACCACUAAAGAAGACCACCCACCUGCAUGAAUUCACUAUUUUCACAGGACGUGCUUUUGCAGCAGAUUUCACCCUUGAGCCAUUUCAAAAAUGUGCAUUUGGAGCUGCCAAAACUCAAAAACAGUUCUACUGAACCUAUUUCAGUGCUAACAGCACCUCUACACAAAAACUAACAUGCCACUAUUUUGUCUGUUCUGUACAUCUGUAUUGACGGCAAUGCAAGAUGGCAUCCUCUGUGUAAGGGUACCUGCUCCUACUUAUGUAUAAAAGCUCAAUUUAAAUGAACAAAAUAGAGCAGGUUUUUAUCAUCAGGCGAUUAUACAAUGAUUUAAAUGUUCUUAUGAGCACCGUAGCUGAAGCCAUUUCUGCUAAUAGCUGGUACUGUUCUGCAGAAGAAUUCUAUGUGCUUUGAAAAUAUGAUCAGUUAACACUUUCCAUCAUAGAGUUUUGUCACGGGUGUGUUAAAGGAUCAAAAUAUACAAUUUUUUUUUUCCAAAUUUUUAACAUUUUGGUCUGCUUCCAAAUUUGAAGCUGUCACCUCUGGGUUAACUAGGGUUGUGAUGGCUGUUGCAAUUUGGUUAAGAAUCUGUCUUUUUCCACUUCUUUCCAGUGUACGCAACCAUGAGAAACCUUAGUAAGGCUGAGGAGCUGAUCCAGGCGGCAGGUCGAGCUCUGGGCAGGACUUUGGAGAUCAAACAGCUGGACGUGUGUGAUGAGGACUCCAUCAAAGCCUGUGUGGACAGCCUGCCUGAGCGUAGGGUGGACAUUCUCAGUAAGCCAUCACCCCUCGGUCCAAUGCACUCUAAAAAAUGUCCCAUGAUUGUUCAGGUUCUGCUGAUGAUGUUGAUUGUUCCUGCAGUGAUACAUAAUCUAAAAAAACUGUACUGUGCAAUUCUCAUCAUUAAGUGAAAUAAGUGACAUCCUUUCACAGUCAGUAAUGCGGGGAUGGGUCUGAUUGGACCAAUCGAGUGUCAGUCUGUGGAGGAGAUGAAGACAGUCAUGGACACCAAUUUCUUUGGGCUUGUGCGGCUGCUGAAGGAGAUCCUACCUGACAUGAAGAGGAGGAAAAAAGGCCAUAUUGUUGUGAUUAGCAGUGUGAUGGGGAUUCAGGGUGAGGACAGAAACAACAUCACAGCACUGCAAUAAACAGAAACAAAGUGUGAGAACAAACAGCUUGUACUAGGCUUUGUUAUAAUAUCAAGCAAUAAGGUGGAAACACUUUUUCUUGUCUAUUAUUAAAUUCAAAAUGAUGUUUAAAUGGUUAUUUCUCCUAUUUGCUAGUGUUUACAGGCAGUUUAGAUCUUUUUCAUGUUGUCUAAUAUCUCAGAUAUACAUCAGGACUUGUCAAGUGAAAAUGGCUUGCAUUAAGUCUAAUCAUACAUUUUAUGAUUAAUAUACUAUACUAUAUACUAUAAAUGCUUUAAUAGAAUCAAAACAGGCAACAUUUACCUGAAAAGUCCUGGUAAAUGUCUUUUUUUAAGAUAUCAUGAGCAAUAAAUGAAUGAGACAUAAUUUUCUCUUUUGAAAAAAAAAAAUCUACCAAUGAAAUUAAAAAAAAAAAAAGACAAAAACACUUGAUUUUAAGUUUUUGUGGUUAGAAUUUGUUUCUGAUGUAGUAAUAAAGUUCCUUUCACUGCUCUGAUUUUUAGGAAUAUUGUUCAAUGAUGUCUACGCAGCAUCCAAGUUUGCAGUGGAAGGCUUCUGUGAGAGCUUGGCAGUACAAGCUUUGAGGUUUAACCUCAGGUAAGAUACAAUAAUUUCAUGCUUCCUCUGGAAUCCUGUCUGUAGUGGUCAGUGGUUGUUUACUGAGAUCCAGUCUGCGUUGACAAAGUUGGGAUUAUUAAGGGAAACAGCAUUCCACCUCAGAGCUAACAUGAAAAUGCCUGCAAAUCCUCACUUAUCUAACACUCCUCUGCACACACAUAUUGCACAACCAAAGCAAUCAAAUAUACAAGCCAGAGUAUAUCUUGGCAAAAACAAACUCAACAUACCAGAUCUGAGGGCAAGUCCUAACACAGCCACACAGUAUUCAUGUGUUCAAAUGAAUAGCUCUGCAGGUAAGGGUCAAACAGGAGCAGGUUCUCUUCAUUAGAUGUGUCACCACAGUGUCUUUAAUGUUAAAUAAUGACACAUUUCUUCCUUUCUGUUUCCAGUAUCACCCUAAUAGAGCCAGGUCCAGUGAUAACAGAGUUUGAGCGGAAAGUCUAUGAUGAGGGUUUGAAAACUGAUCUUAGUAAAGCCGACAAAGUGACUGCCGACAUGUUCACAAAUAUCUAUCUGAAGAACUACAAACAAAUCUUUGAGACUCUCGGACAGACUGCUGAGGACGUAGCAGAGGUAGAGUAUUAUUUAUUGGCAAACAUCCUUGUGAACAGUAUCUGGUAUAGUUUCUAUGUUGGUUUCUAUGCUCUCUUUUUUUUCCAUGCAGCACACUCUCAAGAUCAUCACCAUGGAGAAUCCUCCUUUCCGUCACCAGACAAACACAGUUUACACUCCUAUGACCACACUCAAAUAUGCAGACCCCAACGGUGACCUCCCAAUAGACACAUUUUACAAAAUGGUGUUUGAGCAUGACAAGGUAUUCACCGCCAGUCUGAACUUCAUCAAGCUUCUGCGCUGGAGGAGUCGGAAGAGUUUUACGCUGGAAAAGGACAAGAGCAGCUAA